This is a messenger RNA of Crotalus tigris (Tiger rattlesnake), 3298 nucleotides long. It is a transcript of the gene KCNJ15, whose product is annotated as potassium inwardly rectifying channel subfamily J member 15. The transcript is spliced from 2 exons. Gene Ontology annotation, biological process: potassium ion import across plasma membrane; regulation of monoatomic ion transmembrane transport. Lineage: Eukaryota; Metazoa; Chordata; Lepidosauria; Squamata; Viperidae. The record is from RefSeq and is a predicted model, not a curated record. Bases 277 to 1404 code for a protein of 375 amino acids. Gene Ontology annotation, cellular component: plasma membrane. Gene Ontology annotation, molecular function: inward rectifier potassium channel activity.
UUAAUCUGAUAAAAAUGGCAGAGAGAAGAAGGGGAAUUCUUUAUAUGCAUUUCUUUGGGUUUUAAGUUAUAAACAACAGGAAUUCAGGAUCAUGUGAGAAGAAAGAUGAUGAAAGAAACAGAAUGCAGGAAGUCAGGGGAAUACAAGAGGCCAGGAUCGGAUGGGAUCCAUUCCAGGACAUGAAAGGAAGUGACUAAACUGAUACAUGAAUGUUACCUAAUAAAGAAACACAAAUGGAGAGAGGAAGACACCAAGGACUGGUCUGAAGAAUAGGUAAUGGAAACAACACAGAUCAACAUGUCACAAGCCUCACUAGUCAAGGGCAGCAUCAGUGCUAAAAUGAAGAGAAACAAACCUCGUGUGAUGUCUAAAAGUGGUCACAGCAAUAUCAGGAUUGACAAGGUAGAUGGUAUUUACCUGCUUUAUCUUCAGGACCUGUGGACCACAGUUAUUGACAUGAAAUGGAGAUACAAACUUACAUUAUUUGCUGCUACUUUCAUCAUGACUUGGUUUCUGUUUGGCGUCAUUUACUAUGCCAUUGCAUUUCUUCAUGGAGAUCUGGAAGAGAGCAGAUACUCUCAAAAACAUGUCCCUUGUGUCAUGAAUGUAGAUUCGCUAACUGGGGCAUUUCUCUUUUCUUUGGAAUCCCAAACAACCAUUGGUUAUGGCUUCCGGGUUAUCACUGAAGAAUGUCCUCAUGCCAUAUUUCUCUUGGUGGCUCAGUUAGUUCUCACUACCUUGAUUGAGAUUUUCAUUACUGGAACUUUCCUGGCCAAAAUUGCUAGACCUAAAAAAAGAGCUGAGACCAUUAAGUUCAGUCAUUGUGCUGUCAUAACCAAACACACUGGAGAGUUGUGCCUUGUAAUCCGUGUAGCAAAUAUGAGAAAGAGCCUCCUGAUUCAGUGCCAGCUAACUGGAAAACUUCUUCAGACCUAUGAAACCAAAGAAGGAGAAAGGAUUCUACUAAACCAAGCUAGCGUCAAAUUCCAUGUGGAUUCAUCAUCAGAAAGCCCUUUCUUGAUUCUACCUCUGACUUUUUACCACAUUUUGGAUGACAGCAGCCCUUUAAGUGACUUGACACCCCAAAAUCUAAAGGAAAAGGAUUUUGAACUCAUUAUCCUUUUGAAUGCCACAGUGGAAUCCACGAGUGCUGUAUGCCAGAGCCGAACUUCAUAUAUUCCAGAGGAAAUUUUCUGGGGUUUUGAAUUUCUGCCUGUGAUUUCUCUUUCACAGAAUGGAAAAUACGUUGCAGAUUUUAGUCAAUUUGAGCUGAUCAGAAGAAGCAUUGACUGUACAUUAUAUAGUACGGACCCUGAAAAGCAAAAAUUGGAAGAGCAAUAUAGAAAGGAAGACCAGAGGGAGAGAGAACGCAGAACCAUGUUGUUACAACAAAGUAAUGUUUGAUUACUCAUCUAUAACAAAUUAUACUAAAUAUAACAUUUCUAUCUGAAAGUCGGUUACUCAAACACUAUGAUUUUAACAGAAUGCAUCAUUAAUUCUUUUUCAGUUUUUGUGUAACAUAUGCCACAAUUGUGGAAAAUGGAGGUAUGCUUUGGGAAUAUAGAAGCCUGUCUUAAUAUAAACAAGACUGUUAUAUUGUGACACACCAGAGUUCCAGACAGGGAAUUUCACUGCACUAUCUGGAACUGGAUCCAUGCCAUAUACUCGCAUCUUUCUCCAGUGCUGAAAUGGAGUGGAAUGGUUAACAUAUUGACAUUAUGCUGCCAAUAACUUUAUGAUUUGCAUCACUGGUGAUGAGCUGUGUGUUUUGUCCACAGGGUAGAAUGUCAGUAGAGCUCUACUUCUUAACUCCUCUCAUCCUUCUUGGCAUUAGAGACAGGAUGUGGUUAGCAUGUUGAUCUCCAGAGUUACACCAUCUUCCUGUUGCUUAGUCUUUGAUACAUGACAAAUGAUUUUCAAUGGUUAUGCCUGAAGUUUGCUAUAUUGAACAUUUUUUCCAGAUACAAAAGUUUGAUAUUUUGAACAUAUUUCUUCAGAUAUAAAAAUCUACAUAGGUGUUUGUUUUAGAUAUAAAUAGCAAUUUUUAAAAGUUUAUUGACAGGAAGCAUUAUGAACACUGGUACUUUGUACAGUGACACCAUAUGAUGAAGACAGUUUGUGUGAUUCUGCCAAAUUUCUUUUGUGUGGAUCUUAAUUGCCAUUUUCCUAAACUGACAUUUUUUCCCCUGCCCAGUUUAAAUUUAUACAUUAUUGAUAGGGCACAAGGUCAACAUCAUAAGGGAAGAACAGAGGAAGAUCAAGCUUUGCUCUGAAUUUUCUCAUCAGCACAUUAUUGAUCAAAAACUUAAUAGGAAUUCUCACAUUUUUAUUUGUACCCCACACUUAUUAUUUUUACAAGUAGAUCAAGGUGAAAACCUGUCUAAUAUACCUUCCUUCUCCUAUUGUCCCCUGAACAACAAAUGUGUGAGUUGAGUUGGGCUGAGAGAGAGUGACUGGCCCAAAGUCACUCAGCUGGCUUUCAUAACUAAGGCAGGACUUGAAUUCACAAUCUCCCACUUUCUAGCCUGGUGCCUUAACUAUUGGACCAGACUGGCUCUUAUAUAAACAAUAGUUUAAGGAAAGUGCCUGCUUGUGGUCAUUUUGGAUGAACAAGAAAGAACAAAAUAAAUGGCUCCAGAACCUUUUCCUUGAGUGCAAAGUCCUUUUUGCACAGAUUUCCAUUUACUCAUCAAUGCAAAUUAUCAUAUUGCCCCACAAUGCUGUUCUCUCUCUCUCUCUCUCUCUCCCAUAAUUUGAAGAACAGAUUUUAAAAAAAUGUAAAUGAUAGAAGUAAAGGAAAGAUCUUCAAAAUUUAAUAUUGAAAGAGAAAUUUAAAAUUGAAUUUGCUGCAGUGGAAACUUACUGCCUGUACAAACAAGCUUACUAAAAGCUAUAAUGAAUGGGAACCAGGAAAGGAUAGCAUAAAGGAAGGAUAUAAGAGAAACAUGUAGGCAAAAUUGUUAUCUGGGUCUUCAGAAUGGGAAAAGGAGCUGUAAGAAAAGAUAACUAGCAAAACAGGAAAGAACCUAUCAUUCUAAGAGGUCCAGAGCUCAAAACCAACAAUUGAAUAUGUCUAAUAUUUUAUAUUACUAAUGUACAUGUGAUGUAUGAUUUAGUAUGUAGCAAGAAAUAGGUAGGAGUGUAACCUCAUAAUACCUCAGCCAAUGGAGAAAGAGGAGGGAUGUGGCGGUUAGGACAGGGUUGUAUAAAGAAAGGAAUAUUUUGGAUUGAAACUUUGGAGAGAACCAAGCUUUGAUAGCUUCUCUCCCCGCUUAUUGCAAUAAACGAAACAAAAGGC